CGGAAUCGGAUAGCGGCCAGGUCAUCGCGCGGGUUCGCGGAACCCAUCCGCGCCGUGGCGAGGCCGAGCCGGACGACCGAGGAGUCCGCAUCCGCGACGACGCGCCGCGAGGCUGCCGUUAGCGCCGCGUUCGCGCUCGCCGCGCUCGUCGCCGGCCCCGCCGAGGCGACGCCCCCGAGGCAGUCCUUCGAGGUUCCCCCCGACGCCUUCAAACCCUUACCCGGAACUAACCCCCCGAUCAUGUACUACGACAUCAAGGGCGGCGGGUCCACCGAGGGCGGCGCCAGGCCCGGCCAGCGCGUCGCCGUUCACUUCGACGUCAAGUUUCGCCGAAUCACAAUCGCGACGUCCAGACAGGGCGCGGGCGUGACCGGAGGCGUCCCGUACGGCUUCCAGGUGGGCGCCCCCGCGGGCACACCCGGCGGGCCCUUCAUCAAGGCCUUCAACGAGGGCAUCAAGGGCAUGGGCCCCGGACAGUUCAGGCGUAUGAUCGUCCCGCCCGAGUACGCGUACGGAAACACUCAGGUGCAGGAGAUACCGCCAAACUCCACGCUCACCGUGGACCUGGAGCUCCUCAGCGUCGCGGCGAGGGCGUGAGCGAGUGGAAAAACCCGUGGUGAUGGGAAAGGGACGGACGCCGGGUGCGGAUCGAGAGGAAGAGAGAGGGGUAGAAGGGGACUCGUCGGCGGCGCGCCCGCUUUGAACUUAUUUCAGCUCCACUU
This is a messenger RNA of Micromonas commoda, 722 nucleotides long. RefSeq lists its product with no specific name. The transcript has 2 exons. The record is from RefSeq and is a predicted model, not a curated record. Gene Ontology annotation, molecular function: peptidyl-prolyl cis-trans isomerase activity. Lineage: Eukaryota; Viridiplantae; Chlorophyta; Mamiellophyceae; Mamiellales; Mamiellaceae. Gene Ontology annotation, cellular component: chloroplast thylakoid lumen. Bases 241 to 597 code for a protein of 118 amino acids.